CUGGGUUCCCGCCGUGUUCUGCGCUGAGUUUGAACCUAACUUAAACAUAGCUUGCCACUUCCCUCGGUUAGAGGUCUCUCUUGCGCGGUCUCUUACGGCUCUGGCAGAUUAAUUAAUUGUCACUGACACACAUUGUUAUGCAGGUGCCCCUUACUCACGGGGUAAAGGCUGAAAAAUUACCAGAACAGAUGCCAGACCACCAGCCUUCACCUGCAGAAAUUGUCAAUGAAUCAAUGUCUCGGGUAGAUGCCAAAGAAGAACUCUUGGAUGAAUGUGAGAGUAUUUGGAAGCAGAUGGAAGAGUGUCAAAGCAAACUAACACUUCUAGGAACAGAAACACUGCCAGAAUCAGAUGCCAAGCUCUCCUUGUUAAUGAUGCGAGUGAAAGCUUUAACAGCAGAGUAUAAUCUAUGGCAAAAAAGAAGUCCUGAAAUAAUUUCUACCAAUCCAGAUGUACUGGUAGCCUUAGGAAAAGAAGAGUUGCAGAAAGUAAAGAAUGAUCUUGAAAUGGUGCUGUCAACAGUUCAGUCAAAGAACAAAAAACUGAGAGAAGAUCUGAAAAGGGAACAACAGUGGCAUGAUGAGCAGCUACAGAUAGUAGAUGUUCUUAGUGGAAUUGAAGAGGAGAUGAAAAAUCAAGUUGUACAGUUUUCUGAGAAAAGAGCAUUUCAAGAACUGAAAAAUAAAAUGCUGAAACUAAGGACAUAUAAGGAAGAACUCUUGAAUGCUUUGGGUGAGUUCCUAGAAGAGCAUUUUCCUCUUCCAGAAGAAGAUGGAAGUGCUAAAAAAAAGAAAAAGAACUCUUCCGAAGAGCCAGCAGUAGAACUGAUAACACUGCAUGAAAUUUUAGAGAUUCUUAUUAACAAAUUAAUGAGUACACCACAUGAACCCUAUUUAACCAUCAGUGACUCGUUUUGGCCACCUUAUAUUGAGCUGCUUCUACGAUAUGGAAUUGCACUGAGACAUCCAGAAGAUCCAAACAGGAUUCGCUUAGAAGCCUUUCAUCAAUAGAGGAAAUUUCAUGUACUUUAAAGCAAAAUAUGAGCGCUUUUACUUGCUGUGAAGAUGUGCUUAUGCUUAUUGAAACUUUUUUCAUGUUAGCAACCUCUGCAUGUUGGAUAGUUUUUUGGUUUUUUUUUUGAAUAAAAACAUACAUUUGGUAAGAAUGUGAAAUAUGAAAAAGACAAUUUUCAAUUUCAGUUGCUCAUCAUAGCUACAGUUGUUUAUCAGUUUUCUUGCAAGUGAUGCCAAGAUUUUUUUCAACUGCUUAAAUGCA
This is a messenger RNA of Nothoprocta perdicaria, 1275 nucleotides long. It is a transcript of the gene CENPK, whose product is annotated as centromere protein K. Gene Ontology annotation, cellular component: nucleus. Gene Ontology annotation, biological process: mitotic sister chromatid segregation; kinetochore assembly. The record is from RefSeq and is a predicted model, not a curated record. The transcript is spliced from 10 exons. NCBI's taxonomy places the organism in Eukaryota, Metazoa, Chordata, Aves, Tinamiformes, Tinamidae. The coding region runs from base 138 to 1010 and encodes 290 amino acids.